Diatraea saccharalis (sugarcane borer) is the source of this 3426-nucleotide messenger RNA. The record is from the annotation of a GenBank genome assembly. Lineage: Eukaryota; Metazoa; Arthropoda; Insecta; Lepidoptera; Crambidae.
UCGUUUGAGUAGGAAGUGGUAUAAAAAUAGGAUUGCCAACAAUUUGAGUGACGUCACGCCAUGGAGGGACAUACAGUUCUAAAGUUACAAUACAGUUGAAGAAAAUACGAUUUUCAUCUCAAACGCUCCAUUUUCUUGUAAGAAAAGUCCAAAAAUAACGAGAUCAGUGAACGACGCGAGUGCAAACCCAAAAGAAAUAUCGACCGUACCGCGCAUUGUGGAUAACUAAAUGUGAUAUUUGAUUGUUUCGUUGAAGUUACAUAGUUACCAGAAUUUAUAAUAUUUUAUCUGAGUAGAAGGAGAACAUGCGACCUCCGUCCAGAUUAAAACUUAACUAGGUAGAUAGGUUUAGGCAAUGUCAAAUAGUACAUAAGAGGAGAGCGUUAAGAGAAAUCAGUGAAAAUGCCUGUCGUGUCGCCGUCAAGGUAUACGUCCACCUCGUCCAGUUUGACCGGCUCAUACCGGUCCACAUUGACCUCUUCGUCGAGUUUCGACAAGCCUUACUACAGAACUAGCAGCGGCACUUACGUAACGUCGACGUUGAGAAGCACAUGCGGCGAUAGGACGACAGAAUACAGAUCCAAAUAUUCAGAUGUGGACGGCAAGAGAGAACGGAAGUCUUCCCUGGUGGAGUACAGUAGAACGUCAAGGGCGCCGAGUAUAACCGACUCAGAUAGCGGCAUCUCUACCAGGUACAGGUCUGAGAGAAGCAAAUCGAGGUCUAGAGACCUGUCCACCACCAGGAGCGAGAGCAGCAAAACGUCCAGCGAUCCACUGCCGAGGAACAAGAGGAAUGUGAUCAGCACCGCAGCUUUGACCAUGUCGACUGCGGAAUUGUAUAACAAGUACUCGCCGGCGAACUACGUGCCUCUCACGCAGAGGAUCAAGGAGCAACAGCAACAGAACCAGAACAGCUACGGCGAGAUCUCUAGGUCCAAGUCCAUCUCCAACGAUAUAGGCAGACCACCCGCUGAUCCAGCUAAGACAGUCAGGAGAGCGAGGAAUUCCACCGCCGCCACCAUAGCAGAGAGACCGGAAGGCAGAAGAUCGUAUAAAGAAAGUUCUCCAAGCUACAGCAAAAGGAACUCUAUGACAAAUGGUAUCAAGGACAAUAAUGGUAACGAAGUGCCAUCUGUCUCUGAGAUACGGAAAAGGUUCGAUUCCAAAAUGACCGUGACAAAACUCCCUGCGAACGAAACUUCAUAUUCCCCGAAAAGUUCAGUUGAACAAUACUUAAGUAAGUUAAAAGAUUGCGAAAAUGGUGGCACUGGGUACACAAAAAUCGUACCGAACUACGACAAACCGGUCCCGGUGCAUUUGCCUUAUGCAGAGAAAAAUGGCUUGAAUCAAAGAUGGGAGGCUGGCUCGACAUCAUCCAGAUCAAAUUCCAACUCUGAUCUGUCUAUAAGUAAAACGAUAUCAGAGCCAGUGAGUCUUGCCAAACCCACCGCGGACAAAACUAACUCCAUGUCCACUUCACUAACAACAAAACUGCCUUCUGAUCGUCUCGCCAGUAUCAAAAGCCAACUAGAUCCAAACAAUCCCAUAGGUAAAAUCUUAGAAAAAUCCACUGUAAUCCAAGUAGAGAACGGCGACAUCGAUUAUAAAAAAUUAAGAAGUAACCCAGAGGUGUCUAACAGAAAGGAAAUGGUAAAGAGCGACAUUGAGAAACAGGUUAAAAAUCCAAAACACACAUCUAACUUCGCUUCAUAUAUACAGAUAUCACAACCGAUAGCCUCCGGUGCUGGACAAAAAGCGAAUAGCGUUCAAGAAGAUAAAAUCGAUUGUCAGAAUGAAAGGAGGACCAAAGUCAACUUGAAGUAUAUAGAUUGUGAACAAGACGACAGGUUGGUACUCGAUAACGACAUAGAAUCACCGAGCGGUACAGGCUUUGAGAAUAAAACUUUUGAGCACGAGAACUUCUUGAAGAAACGUAUAGAGAAAAAUGGGUUUGACGAAAAAGAAUCCAUUCAAGAUGGGACAAAGUCAAUGGAGACCAGCUCUGAGAGCACUUUUAGUGAAGCGACAGAAGACUCUAGUCCUGACACGCCGUCUUCUAGAAGAAAAGCAUUGGACACGAAAGACUAUGACGAUAUCAAAUCGGAGUUGUCGACCGGUAGGAGUGGUCCGAGCGGGCUGCGGCACAGCAUCGACCGGUCGGACUCUGUCACAGAAACAAUUGACAAACAACAAAGCCACACCAGCGGUCUGAACGGUCUCCGCAACAUCGGCAACACCUGCUUCAUGAACUCCGUGCUCCAGUGCCUGUCCAACACGCGGCCGCUGCUCGAGUACGUCUCCGAGGACAAGUGGGAGAUCAACACGCAACUGUCCACCAUGAAAGGGGCGCUCAUCAAGGGUCAGCUUUACCACCGACACUUAUUAACUGACGACCAUCAUAUGAUGGUGGAGCGUGGUUGGGGUGGAACUGUAGUCGUUGGCGGUGUGUUUCAGCGUUCGCUAGCGUGAUCAAGGAGCUGUGGCGCAGCGGCGAGAGGGACGCGGUGGUGAACACCACCUCGCUCAAGUCGCAGGUGCAGAGGUUCGCGCCGCGGUUCAUGGGCUACAGCCAACAGGACGCGCAGGAGUUCCUCAGGUACUUGCUGGAAGGUCUACACGAGGACGUGAACCGGAUCACGGUCAAACCGAAGCCGAUACUCACAGAGAUCGACGAUAAUUUGAGGUAAACAAUUAUCCACCUUAUCUCGUAUCAUAUUAAGGUCCAAUUUGCGCAGUUAGUUAAAUUCACUGUAUUUUAUUUUUUGUUGUAUUGAUUAAAUAUCCUUCUAAUUUUGGUAUAAUCAGAUUUAGGAAUAUCGUCAACACAUAGCUCGCUCCAUAUGUUUGAGAGACUCGAUUAGAAAUACUAGAAGUGUUGGUUCUUUUAAGUACAAAUUUUCAUUUUCAUCUUUAUCGAAAGUUUUAAAAAAAUUUGCAUAAGUAUUUCUAUCAGCUGUUUUUUGGGUGGAUUGCCUGAACAUUGAUGAGAAUGCGCUCUGUAGUAGUGAAAAUAACGAGUGCUUGAAAAUUCGACAGUCCUGUUAGGUCCUGGGUAGUUUCGCCGUUCGUUCGUUUCGCCAGUUCUUUUCAGACAACACUCCCUUUGGUGAUAGUUUAUGCUAGUCAAAGGCAAAUGAACAAGCUAUUAAAUAAAUAAUUCAAAUAUUUUGUAACAGUAAUUUAAAUAAUACAAACGUUUCCAUAUUUUUUUUUAAUUGUGGAUGUGUCCAUUAAGUAUUGUUUGAAGACAGCUAUGUUCUUAAUUAUAAUAAGUUAUAAAGUUUAAUUCUUAAUUUAAAAUUAUAAUGUGUGCAAAAAAUAGAUAGGUUUUAUCAUUGUACUCUUUUUGCAUUAAAAAGCUCCCUAAAACUUUCUAAAAACUGUUUUAAAUCAAUAUUUAAAUUAACCUCGAAAAUGUUGACGCUG